Molecule: messenger RNA, 2029 nt
Organism: Orbicella faveolata
Lineage: Eukaryota; Metazoa; Cnidaria; Anthozoa; Scleractinia; Merulinidae
Product: myosin heavy chain, clone 203-like
Source: RefSeq, a predicted model, not a curated record
CAGAUUUUUCGGAUCAACACUGAAAAUGCUUGCAAAAGAGGCUGUUUAUUUCGAUGUAUUUUAUGUGCAAUAUAUGUAGAGACAAGCGGUGGAAAAGAAGUGCUGUCUCAUAAGAAACCUUACCUAUAGCCUUGAAUGACAUGCAAUGAAAAAUGUUUGUGAGCUCAUCCGACUUGAAUACAUGCAAGUUUUUCCAGCAGGCAGAUCAACACGAAGAUCUGGGUGUGAGGGAAGCGGGGGAGGGGAGAGCACUCCAUGAUUUGUUGGGCAGGAGUGACCUUUGUGACCCAAGAACCCUUAGCCUUUACCACUCCAUGUUCUACUGCAAUUUUGCCACCCUUGCUAUUCUGGAAGUAUGUCUGUGAUAUGUGUGCAAAAAAAAGCAACGAAAAAAGCCUACACUUUGUGAGUUAAGUGCAACCUUGCAUGGUAAAAACCCGGUCUGUUUUAACAUUUAACAGCAUUUAAUAAUAAACCAGUAAUUGCAAUUUCACCAAUAUGUUUCAUCUCUAGAUUACUUAAUCCACAAGUUUGGCCCUUGGUCUCCUUUGAUUCGUUAGCAAGUUAAUUAUUUAUUGUUCAAUGAUGUUUUUCUUGGUUUAUUGCGGAACAAGGCACGAAAAACUUGUAAGUAUACAUCGGUUUUUACUUACGUUUCUCAUCGUUGGUAUUUUGGUUUUCUAUGUUGCUUAUUCAGCGGAUUCAUGUCUUUCCAUUUCAGUGAAUUGCUCGUUCGUGUAAAUAAAAGUCAAGUUCAGUGUAUCUCAAAUAUUAGCCUUGUUACCGCAGUUCAGUAGCGAACAUUGGGUUCCUACAUCAUUCAAAGAUUUUCUUGGCAUAGAUUGUUCAUGAGAUGUCAGAUGAGGCGAGAAGUACGUUGCCUCAACAGGAAUUAUCGCCGAGCGAAGAUCUUUGCAUCGAAACUACAAGCUUGCAUCAUGUUGCACGAUCCGAAACUGUGGGUCCCCUGGAAUUUGUUCGCACUACAAGACAGAAAGUGCUGUCGAAGUUUAUGGAUUCAGAAGAAGUUCAAAGUGGAAGGGCGAUCGAUCUAAAGGCGAAAAGGGCAGGACACUUAGGAGACCUAAGAAAGAGGUUGAAAUUUGUUCAAAGACUUAUCUCUGAACAUGCGAGCGAAGAAGUGAUUCAAGGUGUAGACGAUUACGAGAGUGCUUUACACAGAUUUGUUGAUGCUCACGAGACUUACUUGAAGUUUGAAGACAACGAAGAAAUGGUAAAUACAGCCAACGAAAGUUACGAGAAGGAAAAGGAGAACACAUUUCUCCUCGACGUUGAGCUCAACAUGUGGAAAUUAAAGAUGAAACACAAUACGAAGGGAAUGUUAAGAUCAGUUCACAAAUCACGUCGAUCAAGAAAUACUGGGAGAAGUUCAAAUUCCAGUAGGAGCAGUGUGAGAGACAAGUGGAGAACACUUGAAGAAGCACAACUAAAAGUGGAAGUGCUGGAGCGAAAACAGAGCCUUGAGCGUCGUUUAGAAGAAAAAGUUGACUUUAAGAGGAGAGAACUUGAAAUUGCUGAAGACAGAGAACGAAGCAAGGCUGAGUUGGCAAGAAAGAUUGAAAGGAUGCAGGCAGAAAUGGAAUUCAAGAAGGCUGCUGUUGAUCUUGAGAUUGAGCAAGAAGAAUUGCAAAACGACCACUCCGACAAUGAAACUUUGGUAAGUGAUAUAAUUCCAGCAUUACCCUUAGAGUUGGGCUCUCAUGCAUCACCCACUCAUGUUAGCUUACCAUCAAACGUAUUCUUACCUGUGGAUCCUCUAUUUGAUGCUCAGAAUGUAAUGUCCGAGGCUUUGAAAGUUGAUCAUGGGGUGUCGUCAGCAUCGCUUAUCACCGCAGUACAUGCCACUACCCACUCCUGCUUCUCAGUGGAAAGGGACUUCUUCAAAGGCAGAUGCAAAUGAUAUCACACAGAGUGUAAAUAUGCCAAGGGCAACAAGUUCCCCAACCGCCACCAAAGAGCAGACAUUUCGUACAGAAAGGUGCAAAAGUGAACAGCUUACCCCCCAGCA